Aspergillus udagawae is the source of this 651-nucleotide messenger RNA. RefSeq lists its product as uncharacterized. The record is from RefSeq and is a predicted model, not a curated record. NCBI's taxonomy places the organism in Eukaryota, Fungi, Ascomycota, Eurotiomycetes, Eurotiales, Aspergillaceae. The transcript has 2 exons. The coding region runs from base 1 to 651 and encodes 216 amino acids.
AUGUCUUCCAAAUUGGGAAAAUAUGAGCCUAUUGAGGAGGGGCGUGAAGAUACUACCGCCUCGAAAUACCCUAUUACACAGCCAACACCCACGCUCAUCUGGAUUGCAUUCGGCGCAUCUAUCGCCCUCUGUGCCGCGGCCAUUGCUUUCUUAGCAGUAGAAAUCCAAUGGCACUCGGUGACACCCUACACGCAGUCGCUCUAUCCGCAAUCCAAAUCUCAAAAGUACACAUGCGGCAAUUCGACUGAGGAAGCAAAACAGAGAGGCUGUACCUUUGACAUCUUGUCUAUGAACUGGCUUCCAGAACAGUGUCCUCGCGACGAGACACAGGAAUUUAUCGAUUACUCUGCAAACGAGACCUGGGUUUACUAUCGGGAUAGGCAUGCCGAACAUCCAAUCAAGAGUACGGAUGAGUUGUCGGAGUUAGGGGAUAAAUUUUGGUGGUCAACGCAGAGGGAGCACCUGGUGCAUUGUGCAUUCAUGAUAUUGAGGCUUCACAAAGUCCUCGAGCGAGGUGGGAAAAUCGACCAUCUAACGGGGAGCUUUGGUCAUACGAAGCAUUGUGUGAUGAUGUUGUUAGAUGCCAGCAAGGCAGAUCCCGAGAAUGACAGAGUAAACACGCCGGGAAAUAUUGCUCUUGGGUCAUGCUAA